Chelmon rostratus (copperband butterflyfish) is the source of this 1329-nucleotide messenger RNA. RefSeq lists its product as uncharacterized. Lineage: Eukaryota; Metazoa; Chordata; Actinopteri; Chaetodontiformes; Chaetodontidae. The transcript has 7 exons. Bases 1 to 1329 code for a protein of 442 amino acids. The record is from RefSeq and is a predicted model, not a curated record.
AUGGCUGAGUCCAUAAUCGCCGCUGGUGGAGAGGGUCUCCUUCGCUGGUCCUCCACGCUGGUCCAACCUAGAUGUGGUGUUCCGCCAGGUUUUGUGUUAGUGUUUUUUCAGUUGCUCAGUGUUUCCCUAGAGUCCACGGAGGGGAGGUGUUUCGCCAUGAAGACCUUGGUGUUCCAAACUGAGACGAGUAACAGUUACGUGGAGAUGGUCCCUCUGAAGCCUCUGAGCCUCAGGGCUUUCACUCUGUGCAUGCGAUUGGCCACCGAGCUCAGCGGCAAGCGUGAGGUCAUCCUGUUUGCGUACCGGACCGGAGACUACGAUGAGCUGAACGUGUGGCGUGAACUGGACGGCAGAUUGUCCUUCUACAUGAGUGGCGAUGGCGUUUUAUUCCGGGUCCCUGAGCUCGGUGCCCUGCAGACUCACCUGUGCGUCACCUGGGAUUCCAGUUCAGGUGCGGCUGCCCUCUUCAUGGACGGAAGGAAAAGCUUGACAAAGAUUUACAGGAAGAAUCACUCUGUACGCCCCGGAGGGAAGGUGAUCCUCGGACAAGAUCCGGAUGUUUUCUUGGGUAAUUUUGAGGCCAAACAGAGUUUUGUUGGGGAGAUCGGUGAUGUUAAUAUGUGGGACCGCGUCCUCUCGGACAGCACGAUCCGGGACAUGUUCUCUGGGAAGAGAGUACCGAGAGGAAAUGUUUUUGACUGGGAAACUGCACAGCUUAGAAUUUAUGGGCGGACCUUGGUGUUCCAAGCUGAGACGAGUAACAGUUACGUGGAGAUGGUCCCUCUGAAGCCUCUGAGCCUCAGGGCUUUCACUCUGUGCAUGCGAUUGGCCACCGAGCUCAGCGGCGAGCGCGAGGUCAUCCUGUUUGCGUACCGGACCGGAGACUACGAUGAGCUGAACGUGUGGCGUGAACUGGACGGCAGAUUGUCCUUCUACAUGAGUGGCGAUGGUGUUUUUUUCCGGGUCCCUGAGCUCGGUGCCCUGCAGACUCACCUGUGCGUCACCUGGGAUUCCAGUUCAGGUGCGGCUGCCCUCUUCAUGGACGGAAGGAAAAGCUUGACAAAGAUUUACAGGAAGAAUCACUCUGUACGCCCCGGAGGAAAGGUGAUCCUCGGACAAGAUCCGGAUGUUUUCUUGGGUGAUUUUGAGGCCAAACAGAGUUUUGUUGGGGAGAUCGGUGAUGUUAAUAUGUGGGACCGCGUCCUCUCGGACAACACGAUCCGGGACAUGUUCUCUGGGAAGAGAGUACCGAGAGGAAAUGUUUUUGACUGGGAAACUGCACAGCUUAAAAUUAACGGGCAGGUGGAUGUUCUUCAUCAGGAGCUGUAG